Molecule: messenger RNA, 1662 nt
Organism: Pseudomassariella vexata
Lineage: Eukaryota; Fungi; Ascomycota; Sordariomycetes; Amphisphaeriales; Pseudomassariaceae
Product: MBOAT, membrane-bound O-acyltransferase family-domain-containing protein
Exons: 2
Coding region: 1-1662 (553 amino acids)
Biological process (GO): ergosterol metabolic process
Cellular component (GO): endoplasmic reticulum membrane
Molecular function (GO): ergosterol O-acyltransferase activity
Source: RefSeq, a predicted model, not a curated record
AUGGACGGCAACGGGUCCGACAUCCACGAUCACAUCCUGCGACCGCGACCGCGAAAACCACAGCACGCCCAGGUGAUGCAGCUUACGAGAGAACAUAGUAACACCUCGUCCAACGGCAGCGCUUCUGCUCUGCUUGAGACGCCCGCGGAAGGUCUUGGGUCGGGUCUUACGAGUGGCCGCUCAACCCCCGUUCCUGAAGACGCCCCUCAGUCGACCAAGGCGCUGUCGAGCGCACGAAAACAAGUACGCGCCGAGCAGCGACGUCGCCUCUUCCCAACCAUCGACUACACAUCGCGAGUGUCGCAUUUUGACCCCGAGUCCGACUACCGCGACUUCCAUGGCUUCUUCAACCUGUUUUGGAUUGGUCUGGCCAUCAUGGCCAUCACCUCGAUGUUGCGGAACAUUAAAGACACGGGGUAUCCGUUAAGGGUGCAGAUCUGGACCUUAUUCACCGUCAAGCUGUGGCAUUUGGGUAUUGCCGACUUCCUCAUGGUGGCAAGCACCGCCUUCAGCUUGCCUCUCCACAUGCUAACACGCAAGAGCGACGGUGGCAUGUCGUGGAAGACGGGCGGAAUGGCCAUUCAGAGCACAUACCAGGUCCUGUGGAUGUCCUUAUGGAUUGCCGUGCCUUUCGCGCUUAACUGGACGUGGACGGCGCAGGUUUUCUUCCUGCUGCAUACUAUGGUUGGGCUCAUGAAGAUGCACUCGUACGCAUUCUACAAUGGCCACCUGUCGGAGACUGAAAAGCGGCUACGAGCGCUCGACAACCCUUCCACCGCCAACAAGGACCCCGUCUACCAAUACCCUAGCGUGGAGAACCCGAUGGGUACUAUUGCCAACGGCGGCUUGGAGGUGGACGGCGAUUCGGACGAUGAAGGACUGAAACAAUUGCGGGAAGACCUGGCCCGCGAGCUCACCAGUCCUAUCGGCAAUAUCACCUACCCGAACAACCUCACCUGGUCUAACUACGUGGAUUAUUUCUUCUGCCCAACCCUAUGCUACGAAAUGGAGUAUCCCCGCACCAAGGCCAUCAACUGGACGUCCCUGAUCGCCAAGAUCGUUGCCACCUUCGGCUGCAUCUUCCUCCUGACCAUUAUCUCCGAGGAGUUCAUCCUACCCGUCCUCCAAGACUCCCACACUCGCCUCGAGGCCACUUCGUCCGCUUUCGACACCCUCCUCAUUCUCUUUGAGUCCAUCUCGUGGCUCCUCUUCCCUUUCAUGCUGACCUUCCUCCUGGUAUUCCUCGUCAUCUUCGAAUACGUGCUCGGCGCAUUCGCCGAGAUCACGCACUUCGCCGACCGCCACUUCUACGCCGACUGGUGGAACAGCACCGACUGGAUGGAGUUCUCGCGCGAGUGGAACGUGCCCGUCUACAGCUUCCUGCGCCGGCACGUCUACGCUACGAGCAAGCCACGCAUCGGCAAGAACAUGGCCACCAUCAUCACCUUCCUCAUCAGCGCCAUGGGCCACGAGAUCGUCAUGGCGUGCAUUACCAAGAAGCUCAGGGGCUACGGGUUUAUCUGUCAGAUGUCCCAGUUGCCCAUCGUUAUGCUGCAGAGGACAAGGCUGGUCAGGGGCAAGGAGACCUUGAAUAACGUCUGCUUUUGGUGUAGUAUGAUUCUUGGGCUUAGCUUGAUAUGUUCACUCUAUGUCCUAGUUUAA